AUGGCAUUCUACAACUACUCUCAUGGUCAACAUCGCCACAAUGACGAAUUGACAAGCAAACUACAAGACGCUGCAGCCAUCACAGCUCGUCAAGUUAUUGAGAAUGAACGUCUUCGUAAACGGCGAUUUCCAAUCUACCCGGGUCUAGAGCGGUUCGAUAUCGUGGAUAAGCUUGGCGAUGGCGCGUUCUCAAUCGUAUAUAAAGCUCGAGACCUGUCUACUGGGAAACAUGUUGCCAUCAAGGUGGUACGCAAGCAUGCAAUCGACAAGCAUGGACAAACCCAUCAUUUGCAUUCAAGUUUGAAGGAAAAGAAGCCUCGUGCCACUGAGCGUGCGACUAUUAUGAAGGAGGUGCAAAUCAUGCAGCGAGGAAAGCACAAGAACUUGGUCCAACUGCUUCAGUUCUCCGAAUCAGACGACUAUUACUUUUUGGUCAUGGAGCUAUGCAAGGGCGGCGAGCUGUUUCACCAGAUUGUGAAGUUGACCUACUUUAGCGAAGAUGUCGCUCGUCAUGUCAUCACCCAAGUGGCUCAGGGCAUUCGAUAUUUGCAUGAAGAGUGUGGCAUUGUACAUCGUGAUAUCAAGCCUGAGAACAUCCUCUUUGAACCAAUUCCAAUCAUCCCGUCCAAGAAUCCCAAGAAUUUAUUCGAUGAAGACAAGAUGGAUGAAGGCGAGUUUCUACCAGGCGUUGGCGGUGGCGGCAUUGGUUUGGUCAAGUUGGCUGAUUUUGGAUUAAGCAAGGUGAUUUGGGAUAAUCCAACAUUGACGCCUUGUGGUACUGUGGGAUACACUGCUCCUGAGAUUGUGCGUGAUCAAAAGUAUACCAAAGGAGUGGACAUGUGGGCCCUUGGAUGUGUCUUGUAUACCAUGUUGUGCGGUUUUCCUCCAUUUUAUGACGAGUCGAUCAAUGCUCUCACUCAAAAGGUGGCUCGUGGUCAAUAUACCUUCUUGAGUCCAUGGUGGGAUCCUAUCUCUACAGCUGCCAAGGAUUUGAUCACCCAUUUGUUGUGCGUCAAUCCAGAAGAACGAUAUACGAUUGAUGAAUUCCUACGACAUCCAUGGAUCACCCAGCAGCAGCAACCUAUGCUACCUCCAGUGUCAUCGCCUAUUCCCACAGCCUCAAUACCCCCUGAGCUCGAUACCAAUAACAAAUCCCGACGAAGAAAGGAUGCAUUCUCACCGGGUGUCGCAUCAAUUAAGGAAAUCUUGGAUAUCACUUAUGCAGUCCAACGCAUUGGAGAAGAAAAAGCACGCAAAUUGGGAGGUGUUUUGGAAGAGGAAGAUGAAGAAGAAGGAUACACUGGAAUUGGACAAAGUGCAAAGAAACCAGCUCAACAAGGUUUUCAAUUGGAUCUCGGCAAAGCUACCAUCCUCAAGAACCGUAAAAAGCCUAUUCCAAUAGCAUAG
Molecule: messenger RNA, 1407 nt
Organism: Lichtheimia ornata
Lineage: Eukaryota; Fungi; Mucoromycota; Mucoromycetes; Mucorales; Lichtheimiaceae
Exons: 5
Coding region: 1-1407 (468 amino acids)
Biological process (GO): protein phosphorylation
Molecular function (GO): ATP binding; protein kinase activity
Source: RefSeq, a predicted model, not a curated record